Cicer arietinum (chickpea) is the source of this 3524-nucleotide messenger RNA. RefSeq names its product protein CHUP1, chloroplastic. The record is from RefSeq and is a predicted model, not a curated record. NCBI's taxonomy places the organism in Eukaryota, Viridiplantae, Streptophyta, Magnoliopsida, Fabales, Fabaceae. Gene Ontology annotation, biological process: chloroplast relocation. Gene Ontology annotation, cellular component: chloroplast outer membrane.
GAAAUAAACAUGUGUUUGAUUUUUUGCUCUAAUUUUACUGUAACUUGUCUUUAUCAAUCUUGUUCCCCUGGCUGGUUUUAAUUGUAAAUAUAUUCCAUUUGAGCUAGCAAGUAAUGUUUUUUUGGACAUUAUUUUGGCCUCUAGUUAUCGGUGGCUGCUGUUUCUCACGGAUGAUAAGAAGAUAAAGCCAAUUAUGUGGAAAAUACCACUGAAUUAAUAUAUAUUCAUAAUAUAAACGAAGUUUCCUAACAUGGGUUCGUUUUCUGCAUAUCUUUCUCUUUUCUAACCCUGCAUUCACUUUUUCAAGGCUUUAGGAAAGGAAAUGGGUUGAGGUUUGAAAUAAUGCAAAAUUAAUACAUUUUUAUUGCCAAAAGCUUCAUGAUAGUCAGGUUAGGACUCAUAGUUGCUGCUUCCUUAGCAGCUUUUACAGUUAAGCAGCUGAAUGUUGGAGGUUCAAAACCAGAACAUGGUGAAGCAAGGUCUAAAAAGCAUCAACAUGAGGGCACAGAACAAGAGCAGCUCACUAGUAUUGCAGAUGUUGAUUCUCUUGAAAGGACUGAUAGGGAGGAGGAGGAAGAGGAGAAAGAGGAGGUUAAGUUAAUUAGCAGCAUAAUUAAUCGAGCUAAUGAUUUCGAAGAUGAUGAUAUUCUACCAGAAUUUGAAGAUCUUUUAUCUGGAGAGAUUGAGUUAUCAUUUCCUGGUAGUGAUGAUAAGGUUGAGAAGGACAGAGUCUACGAAAUCGAGAUGGCAUACAAUGACAGCGAAUUAGAACGAUUGCGGCAGUUAGUGAAGGAAUUGGAGGAAAGGGAAGUGAAACUCGAAGGAGAAUUGCUCGAAUACUACGGUUUGAAGGAGCAGGAAUCAGACAUUGUGGAGUUACAAAGGCAGCUGAAAAUUAAGACGGUUGAAAUUGACAUGCUUAAUAUAACAAUUAAUUCGUUGCAGGCGGAGAGGAAGAAGCUUCAAGAAGAGCUCACACAUGGAGGUUCAUCAAAGAGAGAACUUGAAGUGGCUAGAAACAAGAUAAAGGAGUUACAAAGACAGAUACAGCUUGAGUCUAACCAAACAAAAGGUCAACUUUUGUUGCUUAAACAACAAGUUUCUGGCCUACAAGUGAAAGAAGAAGUUGCUGCAAGAAAAGAUGCUGAGAUUGAAAAGAAAUUGAAAUCUGUUAAUGUGUUAGAAGUUGAAGUUGUGGAGCUUAAGAGGAAAAAUAAAGAACUUCAACACGAGAAGCGAGAGCUAACUAUUAAACUCCAAGCUGCUGAAUCUAGAGUAGCAGAGCUCUCCAAUAUGACUGAGAGUGAAAUGGUUGCCAAGGCGAAUGAGGAGGUGAGUAACCUGAGACAUGCAAAUGAAGACCUUUUGAAGCAAGUGGAAGGACUUCAGAUGAAUAGGUUUAGUGAAGUUGAAGAGCUUGUAUACCUUCGUUGGGUCAACGCGUGUUUGAGGUAUGAGCUAAAGAAUCAGCAGGCGCCCUCGGGAAAACUAUCAGCGCGCGACCUCAGCAAGAAUCUUAGUCCGAAAUCACAAGCGAGGGCGAAGCAGCUGAUGUUAGAAUACGCCGGAUCAGAACGAGGUCAAGGUGACACAGAUCUUGAUAGCAACUUCUCUCAUCCUUCUUCACCAGGAAGUGAAGAUUUUGACAAUGCUUCUAUUGAUAGCUUUACUAGCAAAUAUAGUACUCUUAGCAAGAAAACUAGCCUAAUCCAAAAAUUGAAGAAAUGGGGUGGUAAAAGCAAAGAUGAUUCUAGUGCUCUUUCAUCACCAUCAAGAUCUUUUUCAGGAAGUUCUCCAAGAAGGAUGAGUAUGAAUAUUAGAUCUAAGGGUCCACUUGAAAGCUUGAUGAUAAGGAAUGCCGGUGAUAGUGUAGCCAUCACCACGUUCGGGCAGGGUGAUCAGGAAUCUACUACUUACUCUCCCGGUAGUGCUGAUCUAAGAAAAGUUGCAUCCACUGAUUCACUAAAUUCUGUUUCUGCUUCAUUCCAAUUGAUGUCCAAGUCAGUUGAGGCGACCGCGGAAGAAAAAUACCCCGCAUAUAAAGAUCGACAUAAAUUGGCCUUGGCUAGGGAGAAAGAUCUAAACUCAAAGGCUGAAAAAGCAAGAGUGCAGAAGUUUGGUGACAAUUCAAAUUUGAAUAUGACCAAGGGUGAAAGAGAGAGACCACCUAUUGCAUCUUUGCCACCUAAACUUUCUCAAAUAAAGGAGAAGCCAUUUGUUCCUGUUAGUGAUCCAAAUGAUCAAUCUCAGGAUGGAAAGAAUGUUGAAAAUCAAAGCAUUAGCAAGAUGAAGCUAGUCGACAUCGAGAAAAGGCCUACUAGGGUGCCUAGGCCACCUCCUAAACCAUCUGGUGCUGGUUCCGAUAAUGCUCCUUCGAGUGGAAUACCAUCUGCUACAUCUGUUCCUCCACCUCCUCCUCCUCCUCGUCCACCAGGUGGUCCGCCUCCACCACCUCCUCCCCCAAGAGGCCUAUCAAAAGGGGCAUUGGAUGGCGACAAAGUUCAUCGAGCUCCACAACUAGUUGAAUUUUAUCAAUCAUUGAUGAAACGGGAAGCAAAGAAGGAUACUUCUUCACUAUUAGUUUCUUCUUCAACAAGUAACACAUCUGAUGCAAGGAGCAACAUGAUUGGGGAGAUUGAGAAUAGAUCAACAUUCCUCUUAGCUGUGAAAGCUGAUGUAGAAACACAAGGUGAUUUUGUCAUAUCCUUGGCAACUGAAGUAAGAGCAGCCUCCUUCUCAGAUAUCAAUGACCUGCUUGCCUUUGUGAACUGGCUAGAUGAGGAGCUUUCCUUCCUGGUUGAUGAACGAGCUGUCCUGAAGCACUUUGAUUGGCCUGAAGGGAAAGCGGAUGCACUAAGGGAAGCAGCUUUUGAAUAUCAAGAUCUGAUGAAAUUGGAGAAGCAAGUCUCUACCUUUAUUGAUGAUCCCAAACUCUCAUGUGAUGCUGCCCUGAGGAAAAUGUAUUCCUUGCUUGAAAAAGUGGAGCAAAGUGUAUAUGCACUAUUGCGAACAAGAGAUAUGGCUAUUUCACGGUACAGAGAAUUUGGAAUCCCAAUAAAUUGGCUACAAGAUUCCGGAGUUGUAGGCAAGAUUAAACUUUCUUCUGUACAACUGGCAAAGAAGUAUAUGAAACGUGUUGCAUCUGAACUUGAUGAGCUAUCUGGACCUGAGAAGGAACCAACUAGAGAGUUCUUGAUUCUACAAGGCGUUCGUUUUGCUUUCCGGAUACAUCAGUUUGCAGGAGGAUUUGAUGCAGAGAGCAUGAAGGCUUUUGAAGACUUGCGAAGCCGCAUCCAAACCCCUCAAGUUGGUGAAGAAGAUAGUAAACCAGAAACAUAGUAUAUCCGUUAAAACAUUUUUUUUCUCUUAUUCUUUUUUCCUUAGUAUUUGCUUCUCUUAUAUACAUAUAUGUAUAAGUUUACAUUUCAGCUGUAUAAUUCGUUUUGCUGCAAUUUGCAUAGCCUAUUAUACAUACUGGAUAUAUGAUACAUCAAUUAUAUUGUGAGUGCAAAUUUGAACUCCAA